GCAGCGGGGCUCUUCCUGGUUCAGUGUGUUGUGGGUCUGUUGUUGGUCUGUUGUGUGUUGUGGGUCUGUUGUGUGUUGUGGGUCUGUUGUUGGUCUGCUGCUUCCCUCGGAUCACACUAACCCAUGAUGCAGCGGACUCUGGACGUGUAGCCUGUGAGUGAGUUGACCAGCGGCCGCUCGGAGCGGAGUUAGCCGGAGUUAGCCGGCUGCUAGCUGCAGAGUGCGGUCACAGGUAUGUGGGCGUCCUGCUGUAAUUGGCUGUGUAUGGACUCAGGUGACCCAGCAGAACAGUCGGGUGAAGAUGAACGUCGCCAUCAGUCCUACACCAACUCCGCCUUCAACUCUCAGCCGUCUCCUCCUCCACCUGAACACAUCUGUAAGGCCUGCGGGGGGCGCUUUGACACACCUGCCAAGAAGCAUGUGUGUGUGGACUGUAAGAAGAACUACUGCAGCCGUUGCUCCGCCCAGCUUGAGCCACGGCCCCGCCUCUGUCACACCUGUCAGCGUUUCUAUGGCAACCUGUUGGAGCGGGCGGAGCUUAUGAAGCUCAAAGUGAAGGAGCUCAGAGAUUAUCUGCAUCUGCAUGAGGUGUCAACACACCUGUGCAGAGAGAAGGAGGAGCUGGUGGAGCUGGUCCUGAGUCAGCAUUCCUCACCUUCCAGUGAACAGGCCCCUGAGACACUGACCCCUGACCCUCCCUCUGUGACGCCUGACCCACCUACACCCACCCCCAACCUCACCUCUGAUCCUCCACAGCCCGAAUACCCGUCCCCUCCCACAGAGACCACAGCCUCUGAGCCUGACAUUCAGGAAGAAGACCAGGACCCUGAGGAGCCGUCAGUUUCAGGUCGUAGGGCGUCUCUGUCCGACCUGAGUUGCGAGGACGACAUUGAGGCGCUCAGCGUGCGGCAGCUGAAAGAAAUUCUCGCCAGGAACUUUGUGGACUAUAAAGGCUGCUGUGAAAAAUGGGAGCUGAUGGAGCGAGUGAGUCGACUGUACCAGGACCAGCAGAACCUCAUUGCCAAUGCAGUGAACGCCUCAGAGUCUGGGGGAGGACUGGAGGAGAACCUCUGUAAGAUCUGUAUGGACUCUACCAUUGACUGCGUCCUGCUGGAUUGUGGUCACAUGAUCACCUGCACCAAGUGCGGCAAGAGGAUGAGCGAGUGUCCAAUCUGCCGCCAGUAUGUCGUCCGAGCAGUCCACGUGUUCAGGUCCUGAACAAACCAACCUGGAAGUGAACCAGGACCAAGUGUCGUUCAACAACAAUCAAGUCUUCUUAAAGGGACCUCCACAAGUCUACAUAACCAGAGUGCUUUUAUUUUGCUAACUCUAUUUUUCUAGUGUAAAUAUGAUAAAGAUUGCAAGAAGUGACCUCAUCUGAUCUUUUUUACUCAAACACAAACUCUGAGCUUCACACGGCCACAAACACUCACACACUGUGUUCUCAUUACAACCUUUGCUUUUUUACAGUGUCCAGUGAAGUGACACAGACAUAAAACAGCAGUGGUGAGACAUUUUCCAGAACAUCACUGAUUCCAGGGCUCAUACUUCCUGUUUUAAUCUCGUGUUUCAUCUGUAGCCUCAUGACAUUGAGACCUGAGACUGUUUCUUGAUAUUCUUUCGCUUCAGCCUCAUCUUAUUUUUAUAACUCACUAGUGGAUUUUUUAAAAUCAGACGGAUUCGGAUGUGUUCUCAUCCAAAGAACACAUUCAUUAAACAACCUUCAGGUCAGAAUAUCAGCAGGGUAAUGAUGUCACAGGAAGUGGAACACGUUCCCCUGAUGCUGUGGUUUUCUCUUCACAUCCUCGAUGUUGUGAAAGCACAGCUGAGACAUCUUUUAUUUAAAGGAGACACAUUCUGUUCACAUUCAGGUUGAAAAGAGGUAAAGUUUGUUCGUUAGGAUGAACUCUUGAGAUGCAUCCUGUUGUUUUCCAGGGGUGAAAACACGUCUCUGUCCUCAGACUGUCCAUCACUGCAGCUCCUCUUUUCUCUUUAAGACCCCCCCUCCUGAUAAAGCCUAGUCUGCUCUGAUUGGUCGGCUGCUCCACUCUGUUGUGAUUGGUCAACAGCUUCCAGCACGUGUGGGAAAUGUCAACUCACUUAGCCUGGCCUUGUCAUACUAGUUAGCUAGUUUGGCAAACCCCAUAACAAGUGAACACAGUGUCAGGUCCUUUUACUUUAACCUAAGUGCUACUGACGAGAUGUUUCCUUCACACCAGACUUUGGACUUUUUGAAUUUGCAGAACGUUUGCAUUCACAAUAAACAUUUUUUUAUAACUAACAGGAGGAAAGAAACUGAAAAAACAUAAACGUGUCUCCUUUAAAACUAUUUCACUCACAUUAACGAACCUGAACUGUUUCCCUGAAUCUGUAUCAGAUUUUACAGAAACAGAGGCUCCAUGAAGCUUCCCUGAGGGACUCCGUAAGUUAGAGGUUUAUGGUUGUAUUUUUGCAGCCGUUCUGUUUCUGUUGUCACCGGUGACCAUGAGAACAAAGUUCUGUUCUUUGACUACCACACUGCUCAUUUGAAUUAUAAUGGCCUUAAGAAGUAAAAUGAUGUCUCACAGUGGAGGUGCUAAAGGAACCAUGAACCAUGGGCCAGGGGCCUUAGAUUCCACUGAGGCCUUGUCCUUUGGGUUUUUAUAUGUUUUAAGGGAUUUAAUGGUUUUAGGGAACUUGGGAAUAUUUUUAAACUUGCUCUACAUACUGAUUCAUGUGUUUUUAGUCAAAGUUGUCACAUCUGUGAUUAUUUAAGGGCAAUAUCAACACAUGAUUUAAGUAUUCAUAUACAUUAGAACUGUAAUGUCAUUUUUAUAGGACAGUGAUUUCUGUGGACGUUUCUUUAAUCUGACAAACUGGAACAAAGCUGUGAGACAGUGACUCAAUGUGGUUGUGUUGAGUUUAAAAGCACUUUUGUUUAGUCAAAGAAAAUAAUACUGAAGAGCUUAGUGUUGGACUUUUCCUCUGAAUCUGUAUCAGGUUUAAGAAAAUUGUCAGAAGCUCCAGAACAUAUCCCUGAGGGACUCCAUUUGUUAGUAAAAACAGGGAUCAUGACUUAUCAUCUUUACCAGUAGAACACAGAAGUUUGGCAGUGAAGCUCUUUGUCUUUGUGUCUUUUUGCACUAAUCUGCUGAAACAUUUUGACCUUUUAUCAAUUAGCUCUGGUUGAAGAACGAUGUAGAGGAGACGUGACGUUCACUUUUGUCUUAGUGUUUUUCUUCGGAUCAUUAACUCUUGAGUUUUGCUGUGAAUGUUUUUCUUUUCUUUUGUGAAUUGCUGGCUGGUUAUCACUGUGGGAUAACACGUUUCCUGUAAGUUGUACAACAAGUUUCUGAUCACUGAAUCAAUGUGAGACACAAAAAAACACAUUUUCUUGAUGCACUGGUCAAUUAUGAUAUUAUGGGCUGUUGUGUUUCUAUAACCUUUAAAGCUCCAGUGCGUAAGAU
Messenger RNA from Paralichthys olivaceus (Japanese flounder), 3446 nucleotides. The record is from RefSeq and is a predicted model, not a curated record. Lineage: Eukaryota; Metazoa; Chordata; Actinopteri; Pleuronectiformes; Paralichthyidae.